Messenger RNA from Echinococcus granulosus, 2142 nucleotides. Its product is annotated as Cleavage and polyadenylation specificity factor subunit. Bases 1 to 2142 code for a protein of 713 amino acids. Lineage: Eukaryota; Metazoa; Platyhelminthes; Cestoda; Cyclophyllidea; Taeniidae. The record is from RefSeq and is a predicted model, not a curated record. Gene Ontology annotation, molecular function: 5'-3' exonuclease activity; RNA binding; RNA endonuclease activity. Gene Ontology annotation, cellular component: mRNA cleavage and polyadenylation specificity factor complex. Gene Ontology annotation, biological process: mRNA 3'-end processing by stem-loop binding and cleavage. The transcript has 11 exons.
AUGGAGGUACUCUCAGUCGGGGACUGUGAAGUCGAUUUUGAUGAUAAUGACAAGCUUUCAAUAAUGCCAUUAGGGGCGGGACAGGAGGUUGGCCGCUCGUGCAUUUUGCUUACCUUCAAGGGAAAGAAAAUAAUACUUGACUGUGGGGUCCAUCCUGGAUUGCAUAACAAAGAAAGCCUUCCAUUCAUCGAUGCCAUUCCAGAGAUUGAAACCACAGACCUCAUUCUAAUAAGCCACUACCAUCUAGAUCACUGUGGGGCACUGCCAUUUCUUUUAUUGAAGACAAAUGUGCGUGCAAAGUGUUAUAUGACACAUGCCACGAGAGCUAUUUAUCGCUACUUGCUUGCUGACUUUGUUAAAGUCAGGUAUGACGCACUUUUCUUCUCAGGUUUGUUUAGCAAUUCUGGCAUUUUAGAACAGUCGUUGUACACGGAUGGAGAUAUUGUUCAGAGUCUCGAGAAAAUUGACCCUAUUGACUUUCAUCAGGAGCUGGAAGUAAACGGCAUCAAAUUUUCGGCAUAUCACGCUGGCCAUGUUCUCGGCGCUGCUAUGUUUCUUAUUGAGAUUGCUGGUGUUAAGAUUUUGUACACAGGUGACUUUAGUCGCCAAGAGGAUCGACAUUUGAUGUGUGCUGAAGUGCCUCCUCACCAUCCAGACAUUCUGAUCACUGAAUCGACCUAUGGAAUUCACAUUCAUGAUAAGCGGGAGGAACGCGAGAAGCGUUUCACUAGUUUAGUCCAUGAUAUUAUCUCCCGCGGUGGUCGCUGUCUCAUACCUGCCUUUGCCCUCGGUCGCGCGCAGGAGUUGAUGCUCAUCCUGGACGAAUACUGGGCCGCCCACCCCGAACUCCAGGACGUCCCCAUUUACUAUGCUAGUCAGCUCGCCUGCAAGUGUAUGGCAGUUUACCAGACCUUUAUCGCUGCCAUGAAUGAUCGCAUCCGUAAUCAAGUGGCAAAUAAUAAUCCUUUCUGCUUCCGAUUCAUUUCAAACUUACAGAGUAGGAACCACUUGGACGACUCGGGUCCCUGUGUGGUCCUGGCGAGUCCUGGGAUGAUGCAGUCAGGCUUGAGCCGGGAGCUCUUCGAAAAUUGGUGCACCGACAAGAGGAACGGUGUUAUAAUUGCAGGAUACUGCGUAGAGGGCACUCCAGCUAAGCAAAUCCUCUCUCAGCCUGCCGAGGUGCCUACCAUGUCUGGCCAAAUGCUGCCGCUCAAGUGCUCCGUCGAGUACAUUAGCUUCUCCGCUCACACCGACUACCAGCAGACCAGCGAGUUUAUCCGCGAACUCAAGCCCAACUAUGUUGUUCUGGUGCACGGUGAACAAAAUGAAAUGAUGCGAUUGGCGGGAGCUCUACAACGUGAAUACGAGGAUGAUGAGAACUGUCAUCUGGAAAUCUUCACCCCAAAAAAUUGCGAGUCGGUCAACCUACGGUUCAAGGGCGAAAAGGUUGCUAAAGUGCUUGGUAGUCUGGCAAAGACCAGAGGGAGCGGCUCAUUUGAGGGCAUGAAGGCGGGAGAUUCGGGACGCGAAAGUUUAUCUGGGGUGUUGGUCAAAAAAAAUUUCGCCUACCACAUUAUAACUCCGACUGAACUUCCUGUUUAUACCGAGCUUGCCACCACCGUCGUGACGCAGGUCAUAGCUAUCCCGUUCUCCGGAUCUGCGAGUCUUUUGCAAUUCCACCUUACUAUGAUUGCUGGAAAAGUGAAGGUUAUCGAACACUCGGAGGAAUCUGUUACAUUUAUUGUUUUUGACGAAGUUACUGUAACAUGGCAAUCUAAUGUUGUCCGCAUUAAGUGGGUGGCAAAUCCAGUGAAUGAUAUGUAUGCUGAUGCCAUCCAGAGCGCCGUGUUGCGAGCUUCACCGAUCUCUUCAGGCACUCUAUCUACCCUCCGGGAGCCCGAUUUUAAUCAAUUCUGCGGCGCAUUGGGGGUGAUGCUGCAGGACGCUUUUGGGCCCGAUUGCCUGAAGGCCAGCGGUGGUGUGGUCGACCCCAAAGCGGAUCGCCUUCGAGUGGAUGUCGAUGAGAACGUAGUGGAGAUCGACCUAAAGGGCCUGACUGUGAAAUGUUUGAAAAACUCAAAACUGGAGCGGCUUGUGGUUGCAAUGAUCAGGCGUUUAAAUCACUCCCUUUCACCUGUCUAA